Molecule: messenger RNA, 7100 nt
Organism: Bombyx mori (domestic silkworm)
Lineage: Eukaryota; Metazoa; Arthropoda; Insecta; Lepidoptera; Bombycidae
Product: E3 ubiquitin-protein ligase PPP1R11-like
Exons: 5
Coding region: 156-581 (141 amino acids)
Cellular component (GO): nucleus
Molecular function (GO): protein serine/threonine phosphatase inhibitor activity; protein phosphatase 1 binding
Source: RefSeq, a predicted model, not a curated record
UUAAAGUAACAGUGACAUUUGGCAUUUAUGCAAAUUGUGAAUCUAUCAAGAUAUUUAGAAAUUAAUAUCUUAAACAAUUUUACAAUAUAAAUAAAUAUGUGCAUUAAUAAUUGGCUUGUAUGAUUUAAAAUAUUGCUUAAGUGAAAUCGGGCUUGAUGGGCGAUCGACAGCAUAGAACAGAAGAAAUGGCGACGACCAGUACUGCUGUAACGACCGUCCCCGCUCAACUGUCGGAGGAAUCCGUGGAGCGUGUAGCUGUAAUAACUCUGAGGCCGACUCGGACUGAACCUCGGAAGAAGGUUGUCUGGACCGAGGACACAGUCGACAAUGAACACAUGAACAAAAAGAAAUCUAAAUGUUGUUGUAUAUACGAGAAGCCUCGUCGUUUCGGUGAAUCGGACAGCGAAGACAGCGACGACGAAUGCGAGCACUGCUUCGGUCACGUCGAGCGCCGGCACCGACAUCCCCCCGCGAGCACCCCCGCGGCGCAGUUGGCGACAGAGGCGGAGUCGCCGGCGUGUAUAACGUUGCAGCCCCCCGAGCCUUCGCCCCCAGACGGAGCCCCGACACAUACAGAAUAAAACAUAGAUAGAGAUACUUAAACACCGAAAUAUAUUUGAUUAUGUUAAGCGAGUCGUUUAGUUUAAUUGAAGACACGUCGGACUGUUGGUAGGUAAAUAAUAAGUUGUUUUUUGAAACAACCUGAUGUAAUUAGUUUUAGUUUUGUGUCUCUUUCGAUUGUAUUUGAAGAUGACUAUUAAUGAAAGAGACAAUAACCUUUCCUAGGUCACAACGCGGCCAACAAAAGGCCGAUUGAUUCUAUGUAUGUGCGCGUUUCCCGUGAACACUGAACUAUAGUAGAAUUAUUUUGUCCGUGCAGUUUGGGUCAUAAAACAUAGCCCGGCUAGGGCGGUGAGCAAGUUACGCGGGCGCAACGCCGUUGUCGAUAAAAAGAAUUGAGUCAUCGAAGGCAGGUACAGGGCGGCGGGGUGGUAUACGAAGGGUGGUGAGACAUUAUUAUGUUAAGGGGCAUGUGUACUUACCUGCAAAUCAUAGUACAUUAUGUCGAAGAGAAAUGUGUUUUUAUGCAUUCGUUCUCUGAAGUUCUUUAGGGACACAAUGGCUACUCCUUUGUUUUGUAUCAAAACGGCAGAAUUUAUUCAAAAUAAUAUUUGCACGUGUUGUUAUCAACAAUGUGUUAAAAAAAUUCACUGAAAUAAGAAUAGAUCCCGAAAAGUUAUAAUAGCCGGCAAACUUCUUGAGCAUUUGUCGACGUAGUGGGGGUAAGUUUGCGCAUGGUACACUCACGUGCAAAAACAUUAUUUACUCUGCGUCAUAAUGCUAUUAAAUUAUUAAAAUCAACAUAUUAUGUAUUUAUUUAUAUAUUUAUUAGAACAUCAACAAAAAAUAUAGGUUAAUAAUUGUAAUAAUUUAAUCUUGGGGUAAAAUAGAUAUUCAUUCUAUUAAGUCAAAACUAGAGCUGUUGCCAGGUCUUGGUUCAGUUAAAGCGAAGCUGGUAUUUGUAAUUUUUUUUUCGUUAUCAUAAUCUUGACCAUCAUCAUCAUCACUGUUUUCAUCACCCGAGUCGCUAUCAUCGUGAUGAGUCGACAUAGGGCUCAUCGGUGUAGUUUACAACUCGGUCGGUUCGCUCUUCUUUUUUGUCUAUAAUUAAUUAUUUUUUGAAGAUAUUCGAUUCGUAGUAAUCGAAUGUUACUUUUUUCAAUUACCAGCUUCCGAUUACUUUCUGUUUUUUUUUCCAUCUGAAGCCUAACUCUUUCAUAAUUCGUCGUAAGCUUCAUUCCGAGCCAUUAAAAUUUAUAUCUUCUUUAAAUUUUUCGAAGCCUUUCUACGAUACGGAGUUUCGCUGCUUGUUAUGUAGUUAUUAUGAUUACAUCUUUUUAUUACAGAUUGAACGAAACUAUCCAUUCUGGUAACUUUCUUCUUCCCUGAUCUUUUCUUACCCGGAGUCCGAAACACGGCGAGAGCCUUUAGCUUCGUUAAUAAUGCACCUAACAGUACUCACUGAUGUUUUUCUUGCUUCCGAAGUCUGUUUUACUUUUUCCAUAUCAUUCUUCCCCUGUUUUAUAAUGAAGCAAUAUACGUCGUACACAAAUUUUCUACCCUUUCUUUUGAAUACUACACCAGUUUGUCGCGGCAUAGUGUAUUUUUUAUAAAAAAUCAACAAACACUCAACAUAUAGCAAUGGCAACAAAGUCAACAAGCAAAUAAUACAAAUAACGUAACAAUUAAUAACGACAGACUUUUCACUGUUCGCAAGCGUACUUUUGGGAGCAAGCGGAAAGAGGGUGCGGUGCGGGACGCAAGGUUCGACUGAUCUACCAAUAAUGCGCUCGAUACGAUUUCCCCUGCCGUCGCGCCUCACCCUCACCACCAAAGUGAUCUAAAAUUCGGUUCUGCGCAGUCAAGGUCAUUUGCUCAAGAAGUUUGCCGGUUACUAUACAAAGUGUUAAUUUCUGCCAUUCUCGUCAACUCGCUGCGGCGAUAUGUGGUGUAAGUGUUCGAUUAGUGAUUUUUCCUUUUAUUUUUAUCACUAACCCACAAAAUUACAAAACUAAAUAUACUAUCGAUAACGCUUAUCGACAACAAUAAUGCGCAUCACUAUGCCCGUCCAUAAGGCUCGUGAGUGGAAGAGAGAGCGAAAUACUCGCUCUCUCUUCGGUGCGGUGCACGCUCCGAUUUUUUAUGACCCAAACUGCACGGACAAAAUAAUUAUGCUAUAGUGUUUUAAAUACGAUUUUGUAUCAUUCCCUUAUCGCUAUACCCAAUAUCUUAAUAGGUGCAAAUGGCAUCCAUUUUUUUUAAAAUUCAUAUUCCAGAACAUUCGGCAACAUUCUUAACGUGAUUUUUAGUUGUGAAUAAAGUAUGAAUUUAUAAAGCUUAGUGUUUUUUUUUUCUGUAUCAGUACGAUCCUUCUUGUUGAAAUGCUUUUGCAAACGAAAUAUGUCAGAUAUAAUGGAGAUUCUGCCUUUUAUUUUUAUUUAUUUAUUUAUUUAUACUUUAUGCACAAAACAAAACUUGUACACAGGCGGACUUAAUGCCAUGGGCAUUCUCUUCCAGUCGACCAUAGGGUGGUGCAGAGAUAAUGCAUGGUAGGUGCAUUGACAAAAAAAAUAACAAACAACAACAACAAAACAAAAAAAAAAGAACAAACUCAAAACAAAAAUCUUCCUUAAAAAAAUAUCUCAGUAUUAUAGAAUACAUAUACUACAAUUCAAUAUACCUAUGUAUAAAAUAGUAAAAUACAUACAUACACAUAAUUACACACAAUAAUAUACACAUGAAAAUACACAAUUUAGUAUUAUAGUUAAGAAUGGCUAAAAGUAAAUAUAUAUAUAUAUAUAUAUAUAUAUAAUAUAAUAAUAAUAAUUGAAAAAUGAAAUAAACUAGUUUGGAGAUGAUUCUUCCAGUUUUUUGUGGAUGUGUUCGCGAACUUUGAGUUUAAAAUUAAAGCGAUUGCUGAUCAUCCUGAUUUCUUUGGGAAGCGAAUUCCAUAAUAUUAUGGACUGUACAAAGAAAGAAGAAUGUAAAAAAUCUGAGCGAUGGAUAGGACAUUGUAAGAGACGAUUAUGUGAAGAACGUAGAAUUUUGUCAUGGCUUGCGUUCAAGUAUUUAAAAUGCGAUUUUAAGUAAGAGGGUGAAGAGGCAGAGUCCAAAAGAGAAAACAAGGUAGUAAGCGCUCUCUCCUCUCUACGCUGACGGAUCGGUAACCAUUUCAGACGAGUUCGAUGCGCGGACACAUGGUCAUAUUUUCUAAGAUUGAAAACGAAUCGAAUGCAAUUAUUGAGAAGGCGGUCUAGUUUGUUGAGGAGAUCUGCAUUCAGGUCAUAGUAACACACAUCACCGUAGUCUACCAUAGGGAAAAUUAAAGUCUGCACAAGCAUGGCCUUUACAUUUGAUGGUAGCAUAUUUUUUAGCCGAUAGAGAGAUCGCAAGGUCCUGAUGACUUUUUGACUGAUGGAUGUUACUUGCGCUCUCCAACCAAGUGUAGUGUCAAUGUGUAAUCCAAGAUUUUUCACGUUUCGGCUAAAGGGGAUGAUUAUGUCAUUGAAAACAACAGGCGGCAGCUUAAAAUUACUGAUCUUACUCAUAUUUCGAUGGCUACCAACAAUUAACGCCUGGCAUUUGGUAGGAUUCACCGCCAGACCAAACCUAUCGGACCAAUUUUUGAUUGAUUUUAAAUCAUUGUUUAGUUUGGUAAUAGCAUCCGAUAUGUGAUCAACAUCGGUUUGUGCGUACAGUUGUAGAUCAUCGGCGUAAAGAUGAAAUGCACACCGUAACUCAGGGGUGAGAAAAUUUAUAAAAAUUGAAAACAAGAGAGGAGAGAGGACACCGCCUUGUGGGACGCCAGAUUCAAGAUUACACCAGUUUGAUGAGAGUUCGUCAUUACGAACAGAUUGCUGACGUCCCUGAAGAUAGGAAGAGAACCAAUCCAACGCCCCUUUUGAGACGUUGAGAUGAGAGAGGAUGGAAAGAAGGAUAUCGUGACAAACGGUGUUAAACGCGUUUGAGAAAUCAAUCAAAACUAGUAUAGUGAUUUUGGAUUCUUCCAAGCCCACCCUGAUAUCACCUGUCACUUUCAGAAGCGCGGAAAUGGUGCUGUGGCCUGGUCUAAACCCAGAUUGAAAAGGGCUAAUUAGGGAAUUAUUAAAUAUAAAUCGAGAAAGCUGCUUAUGGACACAGAUCUCGAGCACUUUGGAUAGGAAGGGUAAGAUUGAAAUUGGGCGAAAGUGAUUAGGAACAGAAGGGUCAGGAAUUUUAGGUAGGGCACGAACAUAAGCUCUGCGCCAUAGGAAAGGAAACUCUCCAGAGUCAAGAGAGAAGUUAAUAAUAUGAUAAAUUGCAGGUAGGAGACAGUCUAGGAUAGUUAUAAUCAUGCGGCGACAUAUGUUGUCAUAUCCCACCGCAUUAGAUUUAAUGGAAAGUAUCACUUUUCUUAUCUCAGAGGGGGCAACUGGAAAGAGCUGAAAGGGGACAACAUCUGGACGCCUUAGGCCAGACAAAUAAGCUAACGUUUGAUUUUUAGUUAAGGGAUCUAUCACGGAGGAUGUGGAGAAGUGUCGGUUGAGAUCAUCUAAUUGAAUAAUAUUUGGAAUGUCCAACCGUCGCGAUCUGCCGAUACCCAAAGUUCCGAGAAAUUUCCAAACAUCGGCAGGAGAAGAAGAAGCGAUAUUAUCCAGAAUGUGGCGGCGCUUGGCAUUGCGUAUCAUUUGAUUACACCUAUUCCUAGCAGACUUAAAAAGGACCCAAUUAUCUUCGAUGCGAUUCUUUUUGUAUUUUCGAAAAGCGCGAUCUCUGCGACGCAUGGCCAUCUUAACUCCUUCAGUCAUCCACGGUGCAGGCGUUCGUUUCAGUUUUACUUUUCUAAUUGGGGCAUGGAUAUCGUAUAAUUUGAUUACGAUAUUAUUGAAAAUUUCGACUUUGUGAUCAACUGAUGCAGCAUCUACUAGGGGAUCCCAGUUUAUCUCGGCUGCAUCAUUUCUGAGUUUUUCAAGAUCCAUGCGAGCAAAGCAGCGCCUGUGCAGGGUCUUGGGAAUAGGUUUUGGGGAUUUAAGGAUAUAGGUAAGAAAAAUUAGGUCAUGAUGAGAGAACCCUGGAGCAGAAUGUUGACCAUGAGAGGAAACUAAGGAAGGAUUCGAGGUAAGGAUUAAAUCGAGCCAGGUGUCUUCACCGACGGUAUUUAGGUGCGUAGCUUGUAGUUGCAUUAGAUGAAGAGUAGCUGAUUCAAUGAUUUGAAGAAGCUUCUGGGAUCUAGGGGAAUUACCAGAAAGGAUAUUUGUGUUGAAGUCACCCAUGAUGAUAAGAUGUGCGUACUCAGAGCCCAAAGAUUCUAAUACUGUUUCGAACUCAGUAAAGUAAUCAAUAUUAGGGGGACAAUAGGUGACACCAAUUACAGUUUUUACUCUCUUAACACAAACCUCAAGAAAAAGAAACUCCGCACUAGAGUUGGUAGAAGAAGAAGACAAUAUUUUAUAUGGAAACGUGCUGCGGAGAUAAAUGGCCACACCACCUCCUCUACCGACCGUUCUAUCAUUACGGAUAAGAAUAAAACCUGGGAGAGAGAAAGAGGUCGACAGGAGAGUAGGCUUGAGCCACGUUUCGGAUAUCAGGAUGACGUCGACGUUGGUAUUGUAAAAUGUAUGAUACAGUUCGCUAUAAUGACUGGCUACACUCUGUGCAUUGAUGUGGCAUACGUUGAACUGGCAGCCAGAUUUGUGGUCAAAAGUAUGUCGUAAGAAGUCACCCAGGGUGUCGGUGGCUGAACCAAAACUUUCCUCUCCAGAAGACGUACUGGAUUCGUUUGCAGAAAAAAAAGAAUCAUCAUCAGUAUCUGAUACACCUGAUACAAAAGACAUAAAUAAUAAAAUUAGAAGAAAAACAAAAAAAAAAAAAAAAAAAAAUGUGUCUAUGUGUAAAACAAACUAAUCUAUACAAAUAUAUACUAAUCUAUAUUAAUAUAUACUAAUCUAUAUUAAUAUAUACUAAUCUAUAUAAAAAUAAUCUAUAAAAAAAAAAAAAAAAAAACUAUCAAAAAAUAUUAUAAAUAACAAUUUGGUAAGAUACAAUCUAUAUGCAUUAAAAACCAAAGAGAGAAAAAAAAAUUAUUAAUAACAAACAAAAAUGAAUAAAGCGUAUAUCUCAACACCACCUGCCAGCUAACACCAAUAUAAAAUAUAGAAGAUGUAAAUUAAAUUCAGUGAACAUCAAGAAACAUUUAGAAAGCAUUACAAAAUAUAAACAAAAUCCAAAACACAAAACAAUAGAACAACUACACUACGUCUGGUCCCGCAGACUGAAUCUGUGUUUCAAGUUCACCCAUCUUCCGUGUGAAGUUUUCUUCUAAGUUCUUUUGAAUAGUUAAUAUUUCAGCAAGUUGAGACAUGAUGGGCUUGAGUGUGAGGAACAAGAUGUCACUUAAAUGGUUGAAGGUGUACUGGCUGGCGCUUUGCAGCUUUAUUUAUGACACAUGAGCUGCUGCAAACGUUAGUACCAAAUCACAAAUACUUGUGUACAAACUGGAUGUUAAAAAAUAUUGAUAAAAGAUUAUGUUUCUAAUUUUCAAUAAAAUUUUAUGUUUAAAA